Messenger RNA from Cyprinodon variegatus (sheepshead minnow), 2210 nucleotides. It is a transcript of the gene creb1b, whose product is annotated as cAMP responsive element binding protein 1. The coding region runs from base 165 to 1160 and encodes 331 amino acids. The record is from RefSeq and is a predicted model, not a curated record. Lineage: Eukaryota; Metazoa; Chordata; Actinopteri; Cyprinodontiformes; Cyprinodontidae. The transcript has 8 exons. Gene Ontology annotation, molecular function: DNA-binding transcription factor activity, RNA polymerase II-specific; protein binding; cAMP response element binding. Gene Ontology annotation, cellular component: nucleus; ATF4-CREB1 transcription factor complex. Gene Ontology annotation, biological process: regulation of transcription by RNA polymerase II.
UCAGCGUCGCCAUCUGCUUUCUCGUCCUUCUCCAAUCUCCGUGUUGUUGUUCCCGGUGACGCGGCGGAGGUGUAGCCUGACGCGGGCUCUUACGUGUCGGCCUGAAUAAAAGUGGAGCUCCGGAGACCCGGGAGUGACGAAAGGCUGUCUCUAUCGCUUUGCCAAUGAAGAUGGAGCCAGCAGCCGAGGCUCAGCAGGCGGCGGACACUGCUGUGACUGAGACAGAGAACCAGCAGAUCACCCCGGCACAGAUCGCCACCUUAGCACAGGUGUCCAUGACAACAGGACACGCCUCGGCAACAGGACCCACAGUAACGCUGGUCCAGCUUCCCAAUGGUCAGACGGUUCAGGUCCAUGGAGUCAUUCAGGCUGCACAGCCAUCUGUUAUCCAGUCCCCACAGGUCCAGGCUGUGCAGAUCUCCACUAUAGCAGAAAGUGAGGAUUCGCAGGAAUCAGUCGACAGUGUGACGGACUCCCAGAAGCGCAGAGAGAUUCUGUCACGGCGUCCGUCAUACAGAAAAAUUCUCAACGACCUUUCAUCCGACGCUCCGGCGGUUCCUCGGAUCGAGGAGGAAAAGGCUGAGGACGACUCAUCUGCCGCUGCAGCUACACCUGCCAUCACCACCGUUACCGUGCCGACCCCCAUCUACCAGACCAGCAGCGGACAGUACAUUGCGAUCACGCAGGGCGGAGCCAUUCAGCUGGCCAAUAAUGGCACAGAUGGAGUUCAAGGCCUUCAGACUCUGACCAUGACCAACGCCGCUGCAGCAGCCGCUCAGCCUGGAACCACCAUCCUGCAGUAUGCACAGACCAGCGACGGCCAGCAGAUACUGGUUCCCAGUAACCAGGUUGUGGUCCAAGCCACUUCAGGUGAUGUCCAAGCUUAUCAAAUCCGAGCAGCCCCUGCCAGCACCAUCACCCCUGGUGUCGUCAUGGCCUCCUCCCCUGCACUCCCAACACAGGGAGCCACAGAAGAAGUCACUAGAAAAAGGGAGGUCCGCCUCAUGAAGAACAGAGAGGCAGCCCGGGAAUGCCGCAGAAAGAAGAAGGAGUAUGUUAAAUGUCUGGAGAACAGAGUCGCUGUCCUGGAGAACCAAAACAAGACAUUAAUCGAAGAACUGAAAGCACUUAAAGAUCUUUACUGUCAUAAAUCCGAGUAGCUUGUCUCCUGAACACAGAGCUGGGCUAAGUAGUUUCCAGUUUCUUUCAAAUGCUUUGACUGUUUUAUUCUGCCAGCCUGGCCUUUCAAUCUGCUCACGGCUGGCUUCUUGGUUUCCUCUUAAUUUUUUAUUUAUUGGUUUCUUUUUUUUAAGCUAUACCCAUUUAACCUUUAACAGCACAACACAUUUUAACGUAUGACGUACUGUCAUAAGAAUAAAUAGGGAAAACAUGAGAAAAGUGCCGUCUUAAAGCUGGUACUAUAAACUGAGAUCCUGUUACCAUUAUUUAGUUUGGUGCUGGAUGCUGUAGAAAGCAGCAAGUCAGCAUAUCCUGCUUUAGUUGGUAAAUCAUGCAUUUCUGUUGUUUGUUUUGUGGAAAAGGUGCCUGAGUCAGAUGAUGCUGUGGAGAUCUAACCUUUUAGAUUUGUUUUCAAAUUGCAGACUCCUGUUUGAUUUUCUGUACUAGCAUAGCUAUGUCAAACACAAAGGUCAGUUUCUGAGACAUACCGAAGAUGUUAAUGGCUGUUUCUCAGCUUUUAAACAUCGUUCCGCCUCAUUGAACUCUAGGAUACUUUCACUUUAAUUGUGUAAGCAAUAAUGUCUUCAAGGUACAUCUGUUUACCCUGUGUUAUGAUUUACAACACUGUUGUAAUUGCCUACAAAAAAAGGCCAGACAAUGACAAGCCUCCUAAGACAUAUUGACCGCCUUUUUAGUUAAAUAUCAAUGUUUUAUAUCAUGUCGAUUUACUAAAUGGUCCUAUUAUGAAAUAUGUCUAUAGUUAGAAUCUUAGUAAGCUGGACUUGGUGUGUCAGAGUCAGACUGAAAAAUACUGUAAAUCUAACCUUGAUGUGCAACUAAUGGAAAACUAGUGAAACUCACUCCCAAAACUAUCACUCAAAAAAAAAUGAAGAGUUGUGACAUAAACAAAGCACUUAUUUGAUUUGUUGUUUGUUGUAUAUUUAUUAACAUCUACACUAAGAAUAGCUAAAGAUGAGAUUUUUUUUUUCAUUUGCAGAACUGAUCUAAGUCAUUUAAAAAUAGGCAUUUGG